This is a messenger RNA of Aspergillus terreus NIH2624, 2067 nucleotides long. It is a transcript of the gene chs3, whose product is annotated as putative chitin synthase activator (Chs3). Lineage: Eukaryota; Fungi; Ascomycota; Eurotiomycetes; Eurotiales; Aspergillaceae. The record is from RefSeq and is a predicted model, not a curated record. Gene Ontology annotation, molecular function: protein binding. The transcript has 4 exons. The coding region runs from base 1 to 2067 and encodes 688 amino acids.
AUGGCCAGUCCUGUCGCCGGCGGUUACCCUCAACCCGUCGCCUCGCCUCCUCCCGUCUAUCUCCGCUCGUCGCCGCCAGUGUCGUCCGCUCAUCAGGAGGCCACCCCCCGAUCCACCCCGCAACAACCAUUGAACAAGGUGGUCGCCCGCAGACCUCUACCAGACUCUCCUCCUGGGCUGAAGAAUGAUCGGGAAUACCGUCAUUCCGCAGUUCCUCCUGUGAGGGUCAACGGUGAUGUCCCCCAGUCUCCCGACUCAGAGCAUCCGCCCCAGGACGUGUACGACGUGCCGCCGCUGCCAACCGAGGCCUUUUCGUACAUGACCAUCAGCGACCAGUCGCAGAGCCAUGCUGCGCCCCAUGCACAACCGCAAUCGCAAUUCCCCCCACGCCGAGACUCCUACGCCGCCCAGCGCUUCACCGACCCGUCCGCAGGCUUCGGACACACCCCGGCCAGUAGCGGCUCCUGGUCCGUCGUCGACCCCCAGACGAAAGAGGACCAUCUCGUCAACACCAGCUCCUCUUCCACCCUCGAGCGCGAUGUCCCCGCCGGGAGUAACAACGGCUCCUCGCGGGGCAGCCUCGACAGCGUGCCCGCCGUCGGCGACAGCUACGAACCCCUCCAGUACCACCACCGCCCCUAUCAGACCUCGCAGGCCGGGCUGCGCGCCUCGGUCGCCACCAGCUCGUCGGAGAACUUCCUCACCUCCAGCGGGCACCUCCGCCCCGCGCGGCCCCGCUCUGCGUACUCGUACGUCUCGGGACCGCGAGGGCCGCCGCAGCUCGCCGCAGGCCUCGCCGUACCUGCACGCGCGGUCGUCGUCACGCAACUCCACGGCCUCCCCGGACGUGCGGCCGGUCUCCCGGGGCCGGCUCCGGCGCAGCUCAGCAACGCGCACCUCCGCUCGUCGGUGGGCAACAAUGCCUCGCUGCUCAGCCACAAGCAAACCUUUGACAUGUACCUGGCCAACGUGAAGAAAACCGACGACCCGGCGGUGCAGUACGAGUUCGCCGUGUUCAUGGUCAACGCGAUGCGUGAGAUGCCGGCGGAGGCGCUAGACGACGGAGUCGCGCAAGUGUACGGACGCAAGGGGUCAGAGAUCACACGGGCCAGCCUCCUGCGCGAGGCCAAGUCCAUCCUCCAGCGACUCGCCGACCGUAGCUACCCAUUCGCACAGUACUACCUGGCGGACGGGUACGCAUCGGGGCUCUUCAGCAAGGGCAAGGAAGACUACGACCGGGCGUUCCCGCUGUUCGUGGCAGCCAGCAAGCACGGCCACGUCGAGGCGUGCUACCGCACGGCACUCUGCUACGAGUUCGGCUGGGGCACGCGCGUUGAGGCCGCCCGCGCCCAGCAGUUCUACCGCCAGGCCGCGUCCAAGAAUCACCCGGGCGCCAUGCUGCGCAUGGCCAAGGCCUGCCUCGCCGGCGAUAUGGGGCUGGGCAAGCGCUACCGCGAGGGCAUCAAGUGGCUGAAGCGCGCCGCCGAGUCGUCCGACGCCCAGUACAACUCGGCGCCGUACGAGCUCGGCCUGCUACACGAGUCCGGCUACGGCGACGACGUCUUUGCCGAUCCGGCCUACGCCGCGCAGCUGUUUACCAAAUCUGCGGACCUCGGCCACGUCGAGGCGAGCUACCGGCUCGGCGAUGCCUACGAGCAUGGCAAGCUGGGCUGUCCGCGCGACCCGGCACUGAGUAUCCAUUUCUACACGGGCGCCGCGCAGGGCGGUCAUGCGCUGGCCAUGAUGGCGCUGUGCGCGUGGUAUCUGGUGGGGGCGGAGCCGGUGCUGGAGAAGGACGAGAACGAGGCGUAUGAGUGGGCCAAGCGGGCGGCUGAUUUAGGCCUGGCCAAAGCAGAAUAUGCGGUCGGAUACUUCACCGAGAUGGGCAUUGGCUGUCGGCGCGACCCGCUCGAGGCGAACGUGUGGUACGUCAAAGCCGCGGACCAGGGCGACGAGCGCGCAAAGCAUCGCAUUGCGGCCAUUCGCGCGGCCGCCGAGGGACAGCAUCCAGCGCAGGCCGCUGACGGAAAGCGACGGGAUGGCAAGAAACGGUUCGGGAUUUUCUAG